Eublepharis macularius is the source of this 2522-nucleotide messenger RNA. RefSeq names its product Cas scaffold protein family member 4 (gene CASS4). Gene Ontology annotation, biological process: cell surface receptor protein tyrosine kinase signaling pathway; cell migration. The record is from RefSeq and is a predicted model, not a curated record. Gene Ontology annotation, cellular component: plasma membrane; cytoplasm. The transcript is spliced from 6 exons. Bases 1 to 2445 code for a protein of 814 amino acids. Gene Ontology annotation, molecular function: protein binding. Lineage: Eukaryota; Metazoa; Chordata; Lepidosauria; Squamata; Eublepharidae.
AUGGGCUACAGGGGCAUCGUGCAACGAUUUUUGAAGAACGCCUUGGCAAAAGCGUUGUAUGACAACAAAGCCGAGUGUCCGGAUGAGCUCGCCUUCCGCCGAGGAGACAUCCUGACGGUGCUUGAGCAGGAUCCCCUUGGGAGCGAAGGAUGGUGGAAAUGUUCCCUCCAUGGAAAGCAAGGCCUUGCUCCUGCCAAUCGCCUCCAGCUCCUCACCCCUUCGCAAGCCCCCUCCAUCCAGCACGACUCGCAAGGCCUUCGGGCCAGCCCCGGAACCAUCUAUCAGGUUCCUUCUGCGCGCCAGUCUGCUGGGCCGGCAGCCCCCGUCUACGAAAGAAUGGACAGUUGGAUUAAGCCUCGCUCCUCUUCCUUGCCGAACCAAGAAGUGUACCAAGUGCCCGCUCUGGCUGCACAAUUGCUCAGUGAGAAGGCGCAGAGCUCAUCAAAUCAGCACCUCUUUACACUUCCCAGAGCAACCUGGGCAUCAACACUGGGUAGCAGAAGUGAUAUAUAUGACGUCCCGUCCCCCCAGCGCCAUGCAGCCUUGUUCUCACAGGGUGUUGCCACUCCACCUUCUUCCAGAAAGAACUCCCAACUUUUCCCCUCUAUAGAAUGUUGCCUGGAAAAGUCACAGCAGCUUUACGAUAUCCCGCCAAGUCCACAAAAAGCAAGAAUUUGCACACUGAAGCCAGCCACGGAUAAUGUGUGUGAUAGUCUCCCAACAGCUUCCCAAGAGGCUAGAAAAGCUAUAUCAACACGAAAGGAUUUAAGCCAUUACAAUACGUUGCCAAAUCUUCAUAAGUCAGAAUGGAUCUAUGAUAUACCUGAAAAAACAGGUUUAAAACAAACUCCUCAGAGCCAGUCCCCAGAUAGGCAUAUGCUUUAUGACAUCCCACCAUCUAGGCUUGAUUCUGAUCUACAGAAAAUCCUACCAAUGAACAGUGAAUGCAAAUCAAUGAGCCCGCAAGCAUACGAUGUUCCAUCAGCUCAAAGGAGGUUAACUCUUCCAGAGAGUCCUCUUUAUGAUGUACCGUCGACACAUGAUGUUCGGUUUCUGCGUCAAAACGGUAACUAUGAUGUCCCUCCAGCUGUUUUAUCCUCCAAAACCGAAAAGGAGAACCAUCAACAGACUUUUUAUGAUGUUCCAAAAAGAACACUUACAACUUCGCCACAAAAGAAAGGGGUUGAAAAAUGUAAUUAUAAUUCCAGAGACAAUGUUUACAAUUUUCCUUCACAAUUACCAAGAGAUGCCAAAUCAAACCAAGACAGACUGUCUGUCUCAAGUGUAGACAGCCGGACCAGUACCAUAUCAACAUCAUCCAGUGCUUCUACUGAGUCCUUUUCGUCUAGUCCAUCAUCAUCUUCAGAAGAAUCCAACAAAGAAGCAACAAUGGAACUUGACUCGGCCAUAGAAACUUUGACUAAGCUACAGCAUGGGGUAUCCAGUUCUAUUGCAAGUCUAAUGAUCUUUGUGAGCAGUAAGUGGAGAUACCAAGAGAAUCUAGAGGGAAACAUUGAGGAAAUUCGUCGAGCAGUUGACCACAUAAAAGUUUCCUUGGGAGAAUUCUUGGACUUUGCUCAAACCAUCGAAGGAAAUGCUGCAUGUGCUUCUGACAGUAAGCUUCAGGUGAGAAUUAAAAAACAGCUGAGCAUCCUUGCGGCCUCGUUUCAGAUCUUGGUGGAAAUGAGAGAAGCGCUGAACAAAUGUAGAUGGUCGCUCGAGGUCCUCGUCAUUAAGAAACCUCAGAGCAACCCAGAUGACUUGGAUCGGUUUGUUAUGGUGGCUCGCACUGUCCCAGAUGACAUCAAGAGAUUUGUAUCCAUCGUCAUUGCAAACGGGAAGCUCCUUUUCAGAAAGAACUGCAAAGAGAAUGAGAGUAAAGAGCUGAGACACAAAACGGUGAAGGGCAGUCUCGGGCAGCGAAUGGAAGACAAUUCGCUUCUAAGAAACGUUUUGGAUAAAUCAAAAGAAAAUAGCCCAUGCGUGGAGAGGUCAGGAGCAGAAGUCACUGAAGAUUGUGAUUACAUUCAGAUACAGGGUUCCCCACCAAAGUCUAAUGUUCUGAGCGAGCAGGAUCCUGCCAUGAAAAUGAAACUCUCUGAUCUCUGCAGACUCUGUUUUGGUGCUGUUCAGAAGGCCAUCGGCGUUUUCCGUGACAGCCUUGGCAAAAAUCCAGCCCCAGAAAUCUUCAUAGGGCAAAGCAAACUGAUUAUUAUGGUGGGCCAGAAGUUGGUGGAUGCCCUGUGUCAGGAAGCCCUCGAGAAGGCCACACGGAAUGAGAUCCUGUGCGGUAGCAGCAAGUUUUGUAGCUUGCUGAAGAACUUGGCGGUUGCCACCAAAAAUGCCGCAGUGCAGUAUCCAAGUGCCGAGGCCAUGAGGGAGCUUCAGGAUCAAGCGGAUGGGCUGUUGAAAUACAUACAACAGUUCCAAGCAAUGAUGGAAUGAAGUUUUCCCUUUUUCUGGGGUCCUGAGGAUACUCAUAAUUGUGACUACAAGCACUGAGAUUAGUUACUGGCCAUGAC